AUGUUAGUAGUGGCUUUGGGGAUGUAUUUGGGGCAUUUUGGGACUGCAGAGCCUAACGGCACGAAAUGUGUAUUUGUACUGUACGUCAUUGGCUUCUUAUUAUUUAGUGGAGUCUAUAGCAUAGCGCAAUCUUUUGAUAACGAGGAAGUUCGCUCAGAGAUUGUCAUCAUCAAUGGGUACCUGGCCGAAUGGAGAACAAAUCCCCCGUGUCAAGAUGAAGGAAAUGGGCAUCCAUCUCAAACUGCCGCUAUCACGGCGAGGGCGGAUGACAACUCCGAGUCUGACCCACUACUGAAGAAAGACGCAAGUGGUGGAGAAACUUCAUCUGCUAUAACCGAAAGUAUAGGGCGCAAUUCUCCAACUACUCCAAAGUCAGAAGAAAGCAAGUGUAGAGAUCAGGCAAAGCACUCUUCACAUCAAGAUCUCGAGGCAGGGAAUUUGGAAAAUAGCAUCAGUAAAAGUGGCAGCGAGGCUAGCAGCAAGAGUAGGAGCAGUACCAAGGGCAAAGAAAGGGUUGGAAAAGAAGAUUGA
Messenger RNA from Botrytis porri, 531 nucleotides. RefSeq lists its product as uncharacterized. The record is from RefSeq and is a predicted model, not a curated record. The transcript has a single exon. Lineage: Eukaryota; Fungi; Ascomycota; Leotiomycetes; Helotiales; Sclerotiniaceae. The coding region runs from base 1 to 531 and encodes 176 amino acids.